UCCCGCCCUCUCCUUGCUCAGGUGGGCGCGCCCGGUGCCCGGUUCAGCAGGGGCGUUUGGAAGAGAACGGAAAGUCGCGGGCCCCGCUGCUGCCGCGCGGGAUGCCUUUCGCCAAGCGGAUCGUGGAGCCGCAGUGGCUGUGCCGACAGCGGCGCCCGGCACCUGGCCCAGAUGAGGACACAAGUGAAGGUAGCAUCGAACCACCGCCGCCACCACCGCCGCCGCCGCCGCCGCCGCCCCUGCAACUGCCUGGUCGACGGGAGGAGGCCGAAGCACCAGGGGCCGAGGAGCCUCCCCAUGCGCCGCCUGUGCUUCCCGGGAUGCCACCACCUCUGCUGCCGCUGCCCUCUCCCGCGGCGGCGGUGGCGGAUCCGGCUCAGCCGCCCCCCAGUGAAGACCCCGAGGUGGGCGAGGAAAUCGUGGCGGGGGUCCCAGAGGCAGGAUCCGCCACUGGCGAUGCGUCCUCGGCUACAGCGGCUGCUGUGUUGCUCAUGCUAGACCUGUGCGCAGUCAGCAACGCUGCCCUGGCCCGCGUCCUCCGGCAGCUCUCAGACGUGGCCAGGCACGCGUGCAGCCUCUUCCAGGAGCUCGAGAGCGACAUCCAGCUGACCCACCGCCGCGUCUGGGCGCUGCAGGGCAAGCUGGGUGGCGUGCAACGCGUCCUCAGCACCCUGGACCCCAAGCAGGAGACAGUGCCUGUCUCCAACCUUGACAUCGAGAGUAAGCUGAGCGUGUAUUACCGUGCACCCUGGCACCAACAGCGAAACAUCUUCCUUCCAGCCACAAGGCCACCCUGUGUGGAAGAGCUGCAUCGCCAUGCCCGCCAAAGCCUGCAAGCCUUGCGCAGAGAACACCGGAGCCGUAGUGAUCGCCGGGAGCAGAGAUCUGCUGCUCCCCUAUCCAUAGCUGCUCCGCCAUUGCCAGCCUACCCUCCCGCUCACAGCCAGAGAAGGCGUGAGGUGAAGGACCGCCACUUCCUAACGUUUAACAGCACCCGUUCGCCCUCCCCCACUGAGUGUUGCCACAUGGCCCCAUGGAGUAGAAAGUCUCACCCUCCUGAGGAUGAAAAUGCAGAUGUCAUGUUAGGGCAGAGGCCAAAAAACCCAAUACACAAUGUCCCCUCGACACUGGACAAGCAGACCAACUGGAGCCAAGCGCUGCCUCUCCCAACGCCAGAGGAGAAGAUGAAACAAGAUGCCCAAGUGAUUUCUUCUUGCAUUAUUCCCAUCAAUGUCACUGGAGUUGGUUUUGACAGAGAGGCUGGUAUACGCUGCUCUCUUGUUCAUUCACAAUCUGUCCUACAGCGAAGACGGAAAUUGAGGAGAAGGAAAACCAUCUCGGGUAUCCCCAGAAGAGUUCAACAAGAAAUAGAUUCUGAUGAGUCCCCAGUGGCCAGGGAAAGGAACGUGAUUGUGCACACAAACCCAGACCCCUCCAAUAUUGUCAAUCGGAGGUCCGGAACCAGGGAUUCAGAAUGCCAAACUGAAGAUAUUCUGAUUGCUGCCCCAUCCAGAAGAAGAAUCAGAGCUCAAAGGGGUCAAAGCAUUGCAGCUUCCCUUUCUCAUUCAGCUGGCAACAUUUCUGCCCUGGCAGACAAAGGUGACACCAUGUUUACUCCUGUAGUGAGCAGCCGUACCCGUUCUCGGAGCCUUCCUCGAGAGGGUAAUAGAGGUGGAGAUGCUGAGCCCAAAGUUGGUGCUAAACCUUCAACCUAUGAAGAUGGAGAACCUUUUGUGGGAGACCAUGAAAGAACCCCUAAUGAUUGUAGUGAGGCUCCAAGCAGCCCAAGUGCACAGGAACACCAGGCUGCAUUGGGACUGGCCUGUUCUCAGCAUAUUCACAGCCCCCAGCACAAGCUAAGCGAGAGAGGAAGGUCACGUCUAUCCCGAAUGACUGCUGACUCUGGCAGCUGUGAUAUCUCCUCCAACUCAGACACCUUUGGGAGCCCCAUCCACUGCAUCUCCACUGCUGGCGUCCUCCUUGGCAGCCACAUGGACCAGAAAGAUGACCAUCAGUCAUCCAGUGGUAACUGGAGUGGCAGCAGCUCCACAUGUCCCUCGCAGACCUCAGAAACAAUUCCUCCUGCAGCUUCACCUCCCCUCACUGGCUCUUCACACUGUGACUCAGAGUUGUCUCUCAACACAGCUCCUCAUGCUAAUGAAGACACCAAUGUCUUUGUGGCAGAGCAGUACAAUGACCACUUGGAGAAAGUGAGAGGCCACCGGGCCAACUCCUUUACCUCCACUGUUGCUGAUCUCCUGGAUGACACCAACAACAGCAACACAAGUGACAGUGAGUGGAAUUACCUACACCACCAUCAUGAUGCAUCCUGCCGCCAAGAUUUUAGUCCUGAGCGUCCUAAGGCAGAUAGUCUGGGCUGCGCGAGCUUCACAAGCAUGGCCACUUAUGACAGCUUUCUGGAAAAGUCUCCAUCAGACAAAGCAGAUACUAGCUCCCACUUCUCAGUCGACACGGAAGGAUACUAUACCUCCAUGCACUUCGAUUGUGGUCUGAAAGGUAAUAAAGGCUAUGUCUGUCACUAUGCAGCCCUAGGCCCAGAGAAUGGCCAAGCCGUUGGGGUUCCUCCUGGUCUUCCCGACUGCGGCUGGCAGGACUACUUAGAUCACCGGAGGCAGGGGCGACCAAGUAUCUCUUUCAGGAAACCAAAGGCAAAGCCAACCCCACCUAAACGUAGCUCAUCGUUGAGGAAGUCUGAAGGCAACACAGAUGUUUCUGAGAAGAAAGAACCAAAGAUAAGCAGUGGUCAGCACCUGCCUCACAGUUCCAGGGAAAUGAAGCUGCCUCUUGAUUUCUCCAACACACCUUCUCGAGUGGAAAAUGCCAGUGUUCCUACCAAACAGGAGCCUUGGAUGAACCAGAGUGAACAUGGUGUUAAGGAACCUCAGUUAGAUACCACAGAUAUUCCAUCAUUCAAAGAUGAAGGUGCUGAAUCAACUCACUAUGCAGACCUCUGGCUUUUAAAUGACUUGAAAACAAACGAUCCUUAUAGAUCUUUAUCCAAUUCAAGCACAGCUACAGGUACUACAGUUAUCGAAUGCAUCAAAUCUCCAGAGAGCUCUGAAUCCCAAACAUCACAAUCAGAAUCAAGGGCCACCACUCCAUCUCUUCCUUCAGUUGACAAUGAAUUUAAAUUGGCUUCACCAGAAAAGCUGGCUGGCUUGGCAUCUCCAUCAAGUGGUUACUCAAGCCAGUCUGAAACACCAACAUCCUCUUUCCCAACCGCUUUCUUUUCAGGUCCAUUGUCUCCUGGAGGUAGCAAAAGAAAACCUAAAGUUCCAGAAAGGAAAUCCUCCCUACAGCAGCCUUCUUUAAAAGAUGGAACUCUAUCACUGAAUAAAGAUCUUGAACUUCCGAUUAUACCUCCUACCCAUCUUGACCUAAGUGCUCUUCAUAAUGUCUUGAAUAAACCAUUCCAUCACCGUCAUCCAUUGCACGUUUUUACUUAUAAGCAGAACCCAGUAGGAGAAACGCUGAGGUCAAAUCCUCCACCAUCUCUUGCAAUUACGCCAACAGUCUUGAAAUCUGUUAACCUUAGGUCCAUCGGCAAGUCUGAAGAAGUUAAGCAAAGAGAAGGCAACAAUACAGAUGUGCCCCACUUAGAGGACAGUGCUCUCACAAUGGCUGCCCUGUCUCCAGGCAAGACUAGGUCACAUACAACAAAGAAACCAAUAUCCCGUCAGUAUUCUGCUGAAGAUACCAUACUGACCUUUGUAGACUCCACUGCAGUUGAGAUGGGACCAGAUAAACUCCAUUUGGAAAAGAACCCUACUUUUGAUGGGAAGAACCACUGCCAUCCAGAAACUGUAACCUCAACUGGUAGCACAAAAGACCAACCACAGAUGGGAAAUGACCCUGUGCCAGAAAAUGUAUCAAGUAAAAGCUGUGGGGUUUCCACUGAAGGAUUUCAGAGGGUAUUUGCUGGCCGCCACAAUGAUUUGGAUGGUAAAAUAAUACAGUGUGGAUCUGGGUCAGAUGGAGCCCUAGUGCAGGUACUGAAAUCAUCCUCUGUAGAUCAAGAAGAUGGUACCCAAUCUGAAUCUGUGGAUGUAAUCACAUUUCAGUCCACUUCACCAAUGAGAGCAACAGACAUAAGCAAUCAACGUAAGCAUCAACUUGUUAUGAGCCGCCACCAUGACAAAGUGCCUGGGAAUAUCCGCUAUGAAUCAGAGACAUCAACUGUAAACUCAUUCCCUGAAAAAUGUUCUGAGCAGGAAAAUAUUGCUUCAGGUGUUUCACCCCAAAGUGCCUGUGAUAACAGCAGAGCAGAGGAGACCCAAGGAAACGUGGAUGAGGCUUCAUUGAAAGAAUCAUCACCAAGUGAUGACUCCAUCAUCUCACCCCUUAGUGAAGACUCGCAAGCUGAAGCAGAAGGCGUGUUUGUGUCUCCAAACAAACCUCGGACAACUGAGGAUUUAUUUGCUGUCAUUCACAGAUCCAAGAGGAAAGUACUUGGAAGAAAAGAUUCCGGUGACAUGUCUGUUCGAAGCAAAUCCAGAGCUCUCCUCAGCAGCAGCAGUGGUGGUGGUGGUGGCGGCGCCAGCAGCAGCAGCACCAGCAGCACCAGUUCUGUCACCUCCUCCAGCAGCAGCGUGACAACUGCAAACAGCCAGAGAUCUCCUGGUCUCAUCUACCGAAAUGCCAAAAAAUCCAACACAUCCAACGAAGAGUUUAAGCUGCUCCUCCUCAAGAAAGGCAGUCGCUCUGAUUCCAGUUACCGCAUGUCCGCCACAGAGAUCCUCAAGAGUCCCAUCCUGCCGAAACCUCCUGGAGAGCUUCCAGGGGAGGCCCCACAAAGUUCUGAUGAUGCCCAUCAGGGAUCCCCUGGGGCCGAGGCAUUGUCCCCUCUCUCUCCCUGCUCCCCACGGGUCAGUGUAGAAGGGUUCUCCUCAAAGAACUUUGCCAGCUCAGCAUCAGCCAGGGUGGGACGAUCCAGAGCACCUCCUGUGGCCAGCAGCAGCCGGUAUAGUGUACGCUGCAGGCUGUACAACACACCCAUGCAGGCCAUCUCUGAGGGAGAGACAGAAAACUCUGAUGGGAGCCCACACGAUGACCGCUCCUCGCAGAGCUCCACAUAGGCUUCCGUGCCAGGCUCCCUCCCAAUGCCCAAACCCUUAGUAAUGACAGACCCUAGGGAUACCACAGAGAUCUCGAGAGAAUUCCCAAUAGGAUGGGGGUACCAUAACUGCUAAGUAAUGAAUUUUUAAAUACCUGCUGGGGAGAUGGGAUGUUGAUGGAGUCAUUCUGGAUUGGUUUCCAUGUUUUAAGUAGCUGCACUGUUUUUCAUGGUUUUCUUUAGCUUAGUUUGAUUUAUCUGAUUUCAUUCCCUGUGAUAAUAGGAAAUACAAAAGAGAUAAAAGUAUCUACUUUUCAUGAAACCUAUACAAGGUUUUCCCAGAGCUGCCUAUUCAGAAAAUAAAGCCCUCACUGUCAUGAUUCUUUAAGAAGAUGAAAUUACUCCGGAGGUUUGGUAUUUUUUUACAUUAAAAUGAACUAAAGCAAAAUUUAGAAGAAAGAACUACACAUAUGUAAAUACCAUAUUUUUGAUAAAAGUGUGUAAAUAGAUUUAUCAACAAUGAGUGGACAUGUGGCCAAUUAUCUACCGCACACCAACUGUUUAUAGAACACACAAGAAUAAAGUAUAAUAACUGUAUUCUGUGAAUACCAUUUUCAUAUUAAAUACCAUAUUUAAAUGUCCACCAGUAUGAUUUCAAAGUGAUGAACCUCAAAUAUGAAUUAAAAACUGGCAUAUUAAAAAAAUCUUGAGGUCAUAUACUGAAAUGUGGUUAAUCUGAAGUAAUGAACUCAGACCUAGUCAUUUAUGUAAACAAGCUAAUAGAAACUCGUGGCUUUGAUUUGCCAUGUGGAAAUCUGGACAGAAUGAAAAGCAUGCUUUUGAUUGACACCUUUUAUCAAUGAAAGAAAUCAUCAUUCUCAACACAAAGCCCUGAAAAACAGCAUUUGACAGUGUCUUUUAGGUUUUAAUUUUUUUAAUGGAUUGCUUUAAAGAGAAUGAGUAGGAAAACCAGUAGUUCAUUUUAGGUUAUGAUGAAACAUAUUAGGCUACUGGGGUCAUAAUCUAAUGACUAGAAUCUUUUGAAGUCCUUAAAUGGUUUAGCAAUUAGCUCCAGGUUCUUAAACUAACGAAGAGAAAACCUAAGCAUGUUACAGAGCUAUUAAAACCUGCAAUGAGUUUUCAGCAAAGCUUUCUCUCUGUACUGAUGAAAUUCAUGCUACCUAAAAAAGUGAACAGAAAUGACACUGUGAACAACGUAGUUGGGAGAUAGGUAUGUGUAUAUGCAUUAUUUAUAUUCACUAUUAAACUGGGAAUGGGGCGCAGUUCUGGUUCACAAUGCUACAUACAACUGAGUUUUUGUCUGGCUUUACUCUAUCUGCUUGAUGGCAAAGGGGAGGGUGGUGGGUGGGGAAGGAAAUGUCAGGGCAAAGGCUCUGAUAACAUGAAGGCAGGGAAAUAAGCUGAAUUACUUGAAAUUACUUGAAUUUUCUUGUCUUAAAACUGAAAAAAAAGGUAGUUACAAGUUGAAAUCUACAAGUGGUUUUUGCACUUCUGAUUUUAACGUGAACUGUUACUAGUGUUUGGAAUCUUAUGUCAGAAAUAUAAGCAGCUAUGUACUUAGAUUUUUGAAUGGGAGAGGUACAAUGUAGAGAGAUUUCAGAAGGGAUAUGAUCUUUUUAAAAGACUAGAAUGUGAUUACAAUGAUAGAACACACCAGGGUUACCAAAAAAUUGAUAAGCAGCUGGCUUUAUGCCUAUGCAAGUGGUAUUUGGGAAGGUAGGAGGUAUGAAAGGUUGUUUUUAGAUUGUGAUUCAUUCAUACAAAAAAUGAAUGAGAAAGCCUGGUCUAAGAAGAUAUUGUCUUUCAAUAGAGAUGUGUUUUAAGAGUUACAGAUUAAGAAUUAGAGAUUCUGAUUGCUGUUGGUGUUUUGUUUGUUUGGAAAGAAAAUAAAAAUUUCUGGCUUUUAA
Molecule: messenger RNA, 7002 nt
Organism: Dipodomys spectabilis (banner-tailed kangaroo rat)
Lineage: Eukaryota; Metazoa; Chordata; Mammalia; Rodentia; Heteromyidae
Gene: Nhs
Product: NHS actin remodeling regulator
Exons: 9
Coding region: 102-5096 (1664 amino acids)
Biological process (GO): lens development in camera-type eye; cell differentiation
Source: RefSeq, a predicted model, not a curated record